Colletes gigas is the source of this 1785-nucleotide messenger RNA. Its product is annotated as aladin-like. Gene Ontology annotation, molecular function: protein binding. Lineage: Eukaryota; Metazoa; Arthropoda; Insecta; Hymenoptera; Colletidae. The transcript has 5 exons. Gene Ontology annotation, cellular component: nuclear pore. Bases 125 to 1624 code for a protein of 499 amino acids. The record is from RefSeq and is a predicted model, not a curated record. Gene Ontology annotation, biological process: nucleocytoplasmic transport.
GCGUGAACAUCGCCGCCGCAGAAACAUAUUAUCUCGUGUUUGAAGUCGUCACCCUACAAGUUUUCCUCAUUCACGGUCUGUAUUUGUAGGUUAGAUAAACAGAGUACGUUUAAAACGGUUAAAGAUGAUGAAAAUUUUGUCGCUACACGACUUCGAGUCUCCCUCGCUAGACGAAACAGCCGUUGUUGGCCUUAUAGGACAUGCCGUGCAUUAUUGUGAAUACGAUGCUAUGCAAAGCGAGUUGAAACCUUUUGCCAAGUACAUACGUCAGUAUCCUGAGGUCUCGAUCGCACCGGAUAGUCUUACUACUCGCGAAACAGCGUGUACCGUUUGCGCUGGCGACUUGUUUCUACCGGUACAUGAUAGUAUCUUUAAGAAAAUUGCUAGCGUAUGGAGGGAAAAGGGCUUGGUCGAAGCUAUCUACCUUGCUGCGUCCACAGAUCCUGGAGAAAUUACAAAGACUAUACAUUGGAUAGCUACAAGACUUAAAUGGAUGUUAGAUUUAAUGGACAAGGGAAUCUAUCAAAGAGAGAUUUUGCCUACCAGUGGAUCGGGAUCGGUCGCAGAUGUAGUUCAAACCAGGGACUGGAACACGUCGCUCAUCAGAUGUCUUUCUUGGCAUCCAAAUUGCGCGCGAUUAGCGGUAGUUACAAGGGACGAUCGUAUACGUAUCUUUUCUCAAGGAGUACCAGUGGUACCGAUACUGAGACACAGUGCUCAAAAAUCAGUCUGUUGCAUUAGCUGGAGGCCCUAUGCUGGCAGGGAAUUGGCAGUGGCGUGUCACGCGGGUGUCCUAAUUUGGACGAUAGAAUUGGGUGCAGCUAGUAACUCCCUUAGUCAUGCGGUAUUGCUAAAGCGGAGAAAUCAUGUACCCGUUACAAGCGUUACGUGGCAUCCACAGGGUGACUUGCUGGUAUCUUGUUCACCGGCAGAUACGAAUAUGAUUAUAUGGGAUACUUCUAAGAGGGAAGGUGUUCCGCUCAGACGAGUAGGAAGUGGUGGAUUGUGUUUCACACGUUGGUCCCCCUGUGGAUCUCAACUGUUUGCUGCCACGUGUAGAAAUGUAUUCAGAGUUUGGAAUACCGGGGUAGCGACGUUAUGGCACGCAGAUAAAUGGACAAUGCCUAAUGGCCGCGUCGCGGCUGCGUGUUUCGGCCCCAAUUUGACUCUAUUGUUUGCAUCGACCGAAGAGUCUGCGACGGUCUUCUCCCUACCGUUGCAAGAAAAUAUUUUCGAUGUCAAAAAAAUAUCGAUCGACGAUCUAAAGCUUGCCGUACCCUUGAUAGAUCUGACACAGGUGUGCAAUGAUAUUUCUGUUGGCGGAAGAAUAGUUGCAAUGGAGUGGGAUCCGACAGGAAGAUAUCUCGCUAUACUUUUCCAGGACAGUCCCUGUAUCGCAUUAUUUGAAACGAAAAUAGGAACGAUGUCGCGGGUAGUCGACGUCAAACCAGGUUGCCUGAUCAAAGGAUUCCCCGGAGAAGUUCCUAAUUGUAUGAAUUUCUAUCAAAAGCGCGACGAGCGCUCGCCUGUAUGUUUAACAAUCGCUUGGAGCAGUAGCCGUGUACAACACUUCCCUAUCGUCGAGAAAGAAUUAGUUCGUCCUUACUGCGCUCGUAUUCGAUAAGAAACGAGACACAUAAUUUAAAUACUAUGGUUAAGAUAAAACUUCCAUAUUUACGUUUUGAUACAUUGUUUAAUAUUUGUAUAUAUCUGUAUAUCAGCUGCACUCACGAGAGUCUAAAUAUUUUUAUUACGAUUAAUAAUAAAAUAAUGAAUCGUACGGUG